AUGGACCCCUCCAAAGCGCCCUCCAAAGCGCCCCCCAAAGCGCCACCCUAUGAUCCACCUCUGUCCAUUGAGAACUCCCAAAACAACGCGAUGAAUGAGUCGCCCUAUGACAUCGCCGAUUCUUUGAAUCGCAUGUCUCUUGCAAAUGCGACGGUCACUCCAUUACCCACUUCCCCCUCCCUCUUAUCUCCCGGUGCCUCGUCGCAUCCCACCCCUGUCAGCCAGCCCACGCCGCGACGCACUCCCAGCUCCAGCUCGUUGCGCGAAGAACGUCGCAAAUCGAUCCCUGUCCUUCAAAAGCGCCAAUCGACUGCGUCUCUCAGAUCAUCUUCGGGUCAUAACGGACCUGUCUCCCCGCUUACAGAUUCCUCGCGUCGCUCAUCUGCAAAUAACGCGGGGUCCCCAACCUCCGCCGCGCUGCCCGCAAUGUUGCCGCGGCUCACGUUUGGCGCUCCAGAGCCCGAAGUCCCCACGGCAGCUUCGAUAGCGGCCGAACACUUCCAGAAAGAGGUUGACCUGCACCAAGAAGGUACUCUGGGGUCCAAAACAAUUGUCGUGGUUCAUGAUGCUUGUUACGGCCACCGCUUCUCGCGCCCACGCCCGACUAGACUGGAGCUCGGCUCUAUCGUCGAGCGCCCAGAGCGCAUUCGUGCCUGUAUGUUGGGGGUGGCUGCUGCUUAUGUCCGCCUUGGUCGUCGAUAUUCAGGAGAAAAGUUUGCCCCUCGUCCUAAUCUUAAUAUUCCUGAUCUACCCCCGCCAUUCCAAAUCAUCAAGUCGUCGCGCUCGUUACCCCUGAUCGACGACGCCGUCACCAGUGUCCAUGGGGCCCCGUGGAUGACGGAACUCAAGGGCAUGUGUGACCUUGCAGAGUCGCGUCUCGCUUUAACUGGUAAAGAAUUGGUCCGAAGUCGCAUCCAAGAUAACGACGGUCUAGCCUCCAGUGGACCGGAACUUCACACGGGUGAUCUUUACCUAUGCGCCGAGUCGCAAAAUGCCUUCCAGGGCGCCUUGGGUGCCGUCUGUGAUGGCGUUGAUCUUGUGCUUGGCCCGGGCCCUACCACUCGCGCCUUUGUCUGCAUUCGGCCGCCUGGUCACCAUUGCUCUGCUGACUUUCCGUCUGGAUUCUGCUGGAUCAACAAUGUUCAUGUUGGAAUCUCACAUGCAGCUACUCAGCAUGGCUUGACCCAUGCUGCUAUCAUUGACUUUGAUCUGCACCAUGGCGACGGCUCUCAGGAUAUUACGUGGAAUCAUAACCGCAAGGUUUUGGAAGCCUCUCGCAAGUCUUCCGCUUAUGAGAAAACCCCAAUCGGUUACUACAGCCUUCAUGACAUCAACUCUUACCCGUGCGAAGAUGGUAUCCCCGAAAAAGUUGGUAAUGCAAGUAUUCAAAUUGAUGGUGCGCAUGGCCAGUCUGUCUGGAACGUUCACAUGGACACUUGGGCAACAGAACCCGACUUCUGGGACUUGUACCACAGGAAAUACAUGACCCUUAUCGAAAAAGCACGUACGUUCCUUCGCAGACAUACCGAAAAGCUCGCCGAGAUCCCCAAUGGUCCGCGUCCCAAGGCAGCUAUCUUCAUUUCCGCUGGAUUUGAUGCAAGCGAAUGGGAAGGCCAGGGUAUGCAGCGUCAUAGGGUCAAUGUGCCAACCGAUUUCUACGCCAAGUUCACUGCAGAUGUAGUGUGGAUGUCCCAAGAGGAGGGCCUCGGUGUAGAUGGACGUGUGAUCAGUGUACUCGAAGGUGGCUACAGUGACCGAGCUUUGGCUAGUGGUGUGCUCAGCCACCUAAGCGGUCUAGGCAGCACUCCUGAAAAUGCUCCACCUCUACCCAGCUCUACUCCCAUCCCCAAUGAGUAUGACGUUGGGUGGUGGUCACCCUACCAUCUGGAGGAACUGGAGGCACUUGCGUAUCCACCAGAUAAGAGUCACGAAAAAUCGACACCGACGUUCCUCAACCCCACUCGUUCAUUCUCAGCCAAGGUAGUUAACCCCGCACGCGAAAGGAGAACCUUCGGGUCCUUGCCUGGCCUCGAUCCUUCUCUUCCUUCUCUUCCAGAAGUUGGCUGGGCAACGGCUGCUCAUGAACUGUUCAAGACUCUUAUUCCCGAGCAUCGGCAAACCGGGAGUUACAAGCCCGAGGAUCUCAAUGCUGCUGCUUCCCGCCAACGGUAUGAGCGGCAGAUUGCACUCGAUGGCGGUGCCACGAACCCUGCCAUUGUUCCUCUACCACCUCCAACCCCAGUUGACGACAGAAGACAGCUUCGUGUGAGAAGGACAAAGUCUCCGACAGUUCAUUCUCCUCGGCCUGCUACCCCUCGACAACAGGCUAUGCGAAGCAAGAGCCGAAGAAAGACUGCUGAUGGCAAUGACUUGCCCGAUGCAUCCCGUGAAUCAUCCCCUUCUGUGGAUGCCAGUCGGCGAAAGAGUGUUACCGCAGUAGCCCCGGUUGCGAGCAGUUCGGGCACGAGGGCUUCAGACCAUCAAAGAGUUUCUGCAGGUGAUGGCCCGUCUGAGACAAGUUCUAGACCUACAUCUACUAGCGGCGCACGGAAAACCAGCGGCUCGCGUUCGGGCACUCCGAAACGAACUGCUAGCCCGAGAAAGGCUCCCCCAGUCCCCAAAGUUCCCACCACAUUCUUACCUUCAAAGCUUUCCGAUCAAGUGACACUACCUAAGGAUGAUGUGGAAAACCUAUCGGCUGGGCUCCAGAGGAUCAAACUGGUUAUGCCAUCACCCGAGGAACAGGCUGCCCGCGAGAAAAGGGCCAAUGAAGAGCGUCGGCGGAGUGCGAGAGGAGGCAGGACUCCGAAAUCUCCCACGUCCAGGAAGCCUGCUCCUGGCGCUAUUAAUACCAAGACCGGCAUUCGUCCUGAGAUCCUACCUACCAACUCCCCGCCAGAUCUCCCGACGCCCCCUAUCGGGGUUUCUGCAAGUGAUGCAGCAGUGAAAAAAGAGAAUCAAUCAUCCUUCCCUAUCGAUUUCUCGUCUGAGACCCUUGCCUCCACUUUGCCCAUGAGUGCUAACUCAAGCGGACCCAGUGGCAUGGGCAUAAUGUUCCCUGCGUCAGCUCCUUCUGAAACGGUUUCCCGGUCAAUGUCCCCCUCUAUUAGCCAGCAGCCAGCUCUGUUUACCACCAGUAACUCCCCACCUCACACACCCGGCAGCCAUAUGCAUAUGGAUAUGUCUCCCCGUCAGGCCAAUGUGUUCUCGCCUCCUACUUCCGAAGGUCAAACGAAAACUGGUCUUCCUGUGUUUACAUCCAGCAGUGCCAUUCCUUUUGCCGCACCGGAGAAGCACGGGGAUGGACACUCGCAGACUUAA
Messenger RNA from Penicillium odoratum, 3321 nucleotides. Its product is annotated as histone deacetylase hosB. The transcript has a single exon. NCBI's taxonomy places the organism in Eukaryota, Fungi, Ascomycota, Eurotiomycetes, Eurotiales, Aspergillaceae. Gene Ontology annotation, molecular function: histone deacetylase activity. The record is from RefSeq and is a predicted model, not a curated record. Gene Ontology annotation, cellular component: nucleus. The coding region runs from base 1 to 3321 and encodes 1106 amino acids.